GAGAGAUAAAUUACACGCAAGCAUAUUCCAAAACUGCAAAACCUAACGGUCCACGCGUUGAAACGCCCCCCCGGGCUUCGAUGCCAUUUCCCACUUUCCUGAGUUUCCUCUCUACCCUUUUCUUUGAUCUCGUCCUCUUUGAUUGGCAAUAUUAUCGCGGAAAUCGGUAUCGGGGAACCGGGCGAAAUUCAUAUCGCAUUAAUUGAAUGAUUGAUUUAUUGACUUAAGUUUUGAUAUUAGAUUCUGGUUGAUAACGAAGUUCUGAUGAACCUUUCUGAGCUUUCAAUUUUAUGUGAAUGAGACUGGAGGUUCGUCGAAAUGAGCUCGCAGAGGCAUCAGGUGACGGCUCGGGAACUCUUCGGGGAGGGCAAGAAGCCGUUUGUGGUCCUGGCCAUAUGCGUCGCCGGAUUGUCAUACCUCAUGUCCUUGACAAGCCCCUCAAUUUGGGUCAACUUGCCUGCUGCCGCCUCCUUAAUUAUUGGCUUGCGUUAUAUAUCUUUGGAUUUCGACAUGCGGAGAAAAGCUGCAGCAUACAACAGCAAUCCAUCCUCAGCAAAUACUCUUCCUCCAAAGAUUCCUCUUGAAUUACCUAAAAAUGUUGAAAAGUCUGAAUGGAGAAGCAAAGUGAAUUCUCCUGUUGUUGAGGAUGCAAUAGAUCACUUCACAAGACAUCUGGUUUCUGAGUGGGUUACAGAUUUCUGGUACUCUCGCUUGACACCUGAUAAAGAGGGUCCGGAGGAACUGUUGAACAUCAUGAAUGGGGUUCUUGGGGAAAUUUCUGCACGCAUUAGGAAUAUAAAUUUAAUUGAUCUACUGACAAGGGACCUUAUUAAUCUUGUUUGCAUUCACUUGGAGCUUUUUCGUGCAACUCAAGUGAAGAUUGAAAAGCAACAUUCAGGAUUGCUAACAAUCGAACACCGAGAAAUAGAACUAAGACGCAUCCUGGCUAAUGAGAACAAAUUGCACCCAGCUCUGUUUUCGCCUGAAGCUGAGCACCAGGUUUUGCAGCAUCUGAUGGAUGGUCUUAUUUCUUUUACAUUCAAGCCUGAAGAUCUGCAGUGCCUUCUCUUCCGUUAUAUAGCCAGAGAGCUUCUAGCUAGUGCAGUAAUGCGACCUGUCCUAAACCUAGCAAGUCCGAGGUUUAUGAAUGAAAGAAUUGAGUCCUUAGUCCUUAAUAUGAGCAAAGCAAAAAAGGGAGCUUUGACAGUAGAAGGGGCAUCUCAGACUAGAUCAGAUGAGCCUUCAAGGAUUUCAUCUGACCAUUUUUCUAGAUUCUUGGAUCCUACUGUUACUGGUGUUGAACUUGUGCCGUUAAAAAAUAAUCAGUCUAGAACCACUACUAAUGCAUCAUUAACAGAUCAUGUGAAUGGAAAUAAAGAUGCACUGCUUUCCCUUGAUCCUCAAUCAACCCGUUCAUGGGACUCAUUGCCCUUCAACUUCCAAACAUGUGAUGAGAGAGGUAUUCAGCGGCAUUGCUCAGGAGGAGAAUUGGGAGACACGUUAGAUCUGAUUUCCUGCAGAAAGGAUCAAGCCCUUACUCCUGAACAUUUUGAGAACACGAGGACAAAUGGGAAAGACUAUAGAAAGAAGGAAGGUGAAAAUCGGGUAAUUGAGCAAGUAUCACAAGCAGGGAAGUCUGUUAAAGUGGAUCAUUCAAGGGCAAUAUCCAAAUCGAAAGAGAACAACACUGUAACCAAGGUUAAUCACUCUGAUAGUACUGCUGUUCACUUUGGAUGUACUGAUCAGCUUUCUGUAGAAAGCUCAUCAUGCCCUACAAAUCGGAACAUAUCAAGUCACUCUUCAUUUAUUUCAUUUGAAGAAGAUGAAAAGCACAACACCACGCAUUUGGAGGAGGUUGAAUCAGGGAGCAGUACUUCUUAUACGUCAGAAGAUGAAGAAAGUAGCAACGUAACAGGCCUUGAUUCUCCUGGAACUAAAGUAUGGGAUGGUAGAGGUAACAGAAAUCUGGCUCUUUCUCACAUUCAUCACCCACUUGAGAAUUCUGAAGGCCUUAUGGCAAAGAAGACUGGUAAAGGGCAUAUUCACUAUCGAAGAUUAGCUAGAACCCCAUCCGGUCUUAAAAGGUCUAGACUAAGCAGUCAUAAAACACACAUUUGGCAGGAGGUUGAGAGAACAAGCUUCUUGUCUGGUGAUGGACAGGAUUUACUUAGUUCUGCCAAAGGAUAUGCAAAUGCUGAGGACUCUAGCGAUGACUGUGAGAAUGAAAAUUUGGGUAGAGUUCAAAGUGGAGCAGCUGCUUCUUCAUCUGUGCUUCCUAUACCAGAAAGUCAUAGUUUUACUGUCAGUUCUCUGCAAGAUACGCUGGCGGUGGCUUCAUUUUUUAAGUUGAGAUUAGUUCAUUUGCUGUUGCAGGUAUUGGGUGCAAACAUUGUGAAGAGUGGCUCAAAAACAUUUGCUGUUUAUUCAAUAUCUGUUGCAGAUGUAGAUAAUAACAGUUGGUCAAUCAAAAGAAGGUUUCGUCACUUUGAGGAGCUUCAUCGGCGUUUGAAAUAUUUUCCAGAGUAUAAUCUUCAUUUGCCACCAAAGCAUUUUCUAUCAACAGGUUUAGACGUACCUAUCAUUCAAGAAAGGUGUAAAUUGCUUGACAAGUAUUUAAAGAAUCUCAUGCAGCUUCCAAGAAUUUCAGGAUCAAUUGAAGUUUGGGAUUUUCUCAGUGUUGACUCCCAGACUUAUCUAUUCUCAAAUUCCUUUUCUAUAAUUGAAACUUUGUCAGUUGACCUAGAGGAUAAGCCAUCAGAAAAGAGUAAAAAGCUUCCAAAGUUUCUUGGACCUACGAUUGUGAGAGAAGAUUUGGGCAUUGAAAAUAAGGAGUCCAUGUUCCCGAUGAAGAAUAAUUUUGUGACAGAUGGGGGAUCAAAUGCAAAAGAUACUAGGCAACAAAACUAUGCAUCUUCUCCCUCAAGCUUGGAGAACACUGUAAAAGGAAGAGAUGAUAAUGGUUCAUCUGAGUUGCUUCAUGAUGCUGCUGCUGACCCAUUCCUUCCUACAGAGUGGGUGCCAACAAAUUUAAGUGUCCCCAUAUUAGAUUUGGUAGAUGUCAUCUUCCAACUUCAAGAUGGUGGAUGGAUCAGGCGAAAGGCAUUUUGGGUGGCCAAACAGAUACUACAACUAGGAAUGGGUGAUGCCUUUGAUGAUUGGUUAAUAGAGAAAAUCCAGCUUCUGCGUAAGGGAUCUGUUAUUGCUUCAGGGAUCAGGCAGGUUGAGAAGAUUCUCUGGCCUGAUGGAAUAUUCAUAACCAAGCAUCCUAAGCAUCGACCACCGCCACCUGUUAACCCAUCCCAGAAUACAACUAUUGACCAACAACGCUCAGGGAUAUCUCCACCUAUACUCACCUAUGAGCAACAACAGGAGGCAGUUCGGCGUGCAAAGUUUGUUUAUGAGCUAAUGAUUGACAAUGCUCCGGCUGCCAUCAUAGGUCUUGUUGGUCGUAAAGAGUAUGAACAGUGUGCAAAGGAUCUCUAUUUCUUUAUUCAGUCACCCGUUUGUUUGAAGCAACUCGCUUUUGACCUUUUCGAGGUGCUGCUUUUGUCUGCAUUUCCGGAGUUAGAUUAUGUUUUCAAGCAGUUGCAAGAAGAACGACAUAAAUUUGUUGAAUCUGAGGGAAAUUAAUGGAAAUUUCAGAUCUGCUUUCCCCCACCCACACCAUGUAGCCAUGAUAUUAGUACAAAUAUAUCUUUUAGAAAACUAUCCUUAUAUCACAAAAUUUCUGGAAAAUUCGGUAGUCUCGGUGUGGGAGGUACGGUCCAUCUAUCAGGGGAGCCCACACGGAUUGCGCAAGGAGUCUUCACCAGACUUUACGAGUCACACCCCUAUUUCCAAUCAGCAAUGGGCCAAUGGCAGGGGUUUCAAAUCCCCAAGUGAGGCUGCAAUAUUCUUCAUCAACAAGCAGAACAAUAUCUCCUCAAGACCUCGUUUCAGAUAAAACUUAGCUUAUUCAAAUAAACGGACUGUUGUGAUAUACGUGUAAUAACGAGGCAUUCAGGAUGCAUUGGCCUUGAUACAAUCCUUCCUAAUACGAGCACUGAGAAAUUGAGGUUGUUUAA
Molecule: messenger RNA, 4064 nt
Organism: Carya illinoinensis
Lineage: Eukaryota; Viridiplantae; Streptophyta; Magnoliopsida; Fagales; Juglandaceae
Exons: 16
Coding region: 319-3630 (1103 amino acids)
Molecular function (GO): phosphatidylinositol binding
Source: RefSeq, a predicted model, not a curated record